AACCGCGCAGCCUGCUGGGAAAGCGCGAUGUUCAAAUUGGUUUCCGGUUUUGUUCCCCUUCGGACGACGAGACAGACAUGGAACGACAUCAUAACAGGUUAAAAAAAAACCCUUUUAUUUCUUUUUCAAUACUUUAUUAUAUAGUUUUUUUGUUCGUUACUACAACAUAAACGUUAUAGUUUGGUAAAUAGUAUGUGAUCAUUGUCCGAACGUUAAUCGUGAGCUUUUUCGUCUGCUCGGAGACGAUAGGACCAAACAUUACUCAACAAUUGGAUAACUUUAAGUUUUGUUCCUUUUGAUAAAAUAAACAAAUCGUAAAUGCUGUAGAAAUACAAUUUCCUUUAACUGUGAAGAUUGAUUUUUAAUUCGGCAACUAUAUUACAUCAAAGAGAGCACUUUUAAGAGUCAAAUUGUCAUCGUAAACACUCGCUUCACGUUCGCUCCAUGCAUUACUCUCAACUUAAAAGUAUGCAAAAACUAAAAUGGAUUCAUGUCAGAGUUAUUCUUCCAGGAUUCUACAGCAAAAAGCGCUUCUUUUGUACGGUUUUUGUUUUAAUUGUACUUUUUGUUGCAAUGUCCAAACAUAGAAAUAUAAAUCAUAUUGAACAGAGUGUUAUUAGUCUUAGCAGAGCCUUGCAACUUGGCCUGUUAUGCAUUUUUCUCCUCACAAAAAACGCUCAAUUUCGCCAUUUAAGUUGAAAGAAAUUCGCCCUUGAAACUUGACACACGAUAGGGGGCUGCUUUUACCACGUUCUGAAUUAUUUUUACCAGUUUGUGCCAUAUAAAUGACAUGACAUGAAACAUCAGGAACUGUUAAAACCACAUAAAGCUACAAUGAUUAUUUUGUGUGUUUUGCAGUGUUACAAAGACCCCUCUGGACAGAGUUCAGAGGAGGAGCAAGAGUAAGAGCUACAGACAGUCGCUUCGCAGCUGCUUAGGAGCUACCUGUUUAACUCCAGCAUUGACAACACGGAGACUCAACAUCAGCAGAAGGGCUCCAAAGUCCCACAACAUCACUGUGAGUCCACUCAUACCAUAGUUCUCCAUGUUGACUCUCUAAGAGGAACACAGGUAGAUGGGUAAUCUUCUCCAUGUUCCUCUUCCCUGUCAAUAGGAGAAGGUGAACCCGGAGCAGCUGGCCUUAAUGGUAAAAACAGAGUGGCAGCUGUCAUACGUCACCCCUCUCUAUCAGUUCAGGCACACGCAGCUGAAGAGCUACUCCAGGCAGCUCUCGGCGUUCAUAGCUGCAGAGAAGCAGCAGGGUCUGGCGGUGGAGGUGGAGGGAUCACAUGGCAGCUUCAGGGUUUCCUUCUCUGUGGUGCAGGGGAUGUCCGAGGCAGCUGAUGAUGCUGAGACUGUCCUCAUCCAGGUGAGCAGAGAGGGUGCUUAGAUGAACUUCUCAGGGCUCAUUUUGACAACUUUUCCCCUGUGAUAGUGCCUGAAAAUGACUUAAGGUUUGCUGUAUUUAAAGCCAACUAGAGUACAUGCCACUAAAACACACAAAGCAGCAAUAUGGUAUACAUGUAUGUUACAGAAUAAAGAGAGAAAAACAUAUAGAUGCACCAGUUUCAGAUUUGAUAGCUCAAAACUUGUAUUACCUGCAACUUAAAAUGUUUUCCUCAAGCCUCAAUUUCAUAUGAUUAAAAAUACUGUAUUUACAGUUUGCACAUCUGAACCACCCUGUUAACUGUCCCAAAAGAGCACCAGUUUAGACUUUUAAAGACCAGAAUAGAUAACCUUGAACUAGUUUAUGUUUUAUAUUGUUAUGAUGACUCCUAACUCUUCCCUUCCCUGCCGCAGAUCCACUUAAAGCGUCUGUUCAGCAGGCAGGAUGAGCCUGCAAAAGUAGUCUGGAGCGGCUUGCUGACCUGCAUCAACGGCAGCCCUGAUUACCUGCGCUCCCUCCCAAAGGACUUCACCUGCCUGCCACUGUUGUGCAGCAGUGGCGCCGAGGGUCUCACCUCUGCGGUGAAAUCCUGGUUCCAGCAGACCUUCGAUUGCUACUUCGGCCAGCUGGAAAUCAGCCACACCAGCCUGCAGUGGAUGAUUGCUUUAUGGACCAACUGCCAGACAGAGUCCGCCAUCCAGUUCCUGAAAAUGAUUUGGACUCUACCUGUUGUGCCACCGCUAAAGGUCACAUACACGGUUAACGGCCAAGAUGCCUGGGAGCUGUGGAGCAGCGUGAGGAAGGACCCACAGAAGGAGGGUAACGGAGAGGACGAGGAUGAGAACAGUAUCGAUAUAGAGGAGGUGAUGAGGUUCAUGCAGGGCCUGAAGAGCCACUUCUACAGACACUUCAGGCUGGAUCUGUCAGCAGGGAAAUUGGACCAAGUCUCCACUGCGCUGGGGUCAGCCAAAUGCAGCGGCAUGAUAAAGGUAAAGUGUGACAGAAGCAACUUUUCCUCCUGUGGAGUGAAGAAAAUUCUGAAUGUUGGACUAAAUUUUUUUUUCUUUUUUUUUCCAGAUCUCUAACAGCAAGUACAUGAUCUCCACUCUGACGCUUCUGACGGAGUGUGCCCUCCUCAAAAUGCCAAUCUGACGGACCAAACACUUUUUUUAACGCCACUAUCAAACACAAUAUUACAGUAGAACUUUGAUUUACUCUUUUCUAGACCUAUGUGGAAGUUAUUGGCCACAAGACUGCAUUUGAUCAAAGCAAAAAAUUUUAUUUUCCAAAGCUACAAUUAUGACCAGGAAUUUAGCUGAAAGUGUUCCUAGUUUUCCUAAUUUUCUACCUUAAAUGCUGUUCUGGCAAACACACUGAGGUUUCACCCUCUCUUUUGUAAAUACCUCACAGUACAUAUUAACCCAACUCUAUUUUUGUCAUUUAUAGUUGUAAAUAAAAGCAAAAAAAAAAGGA
This is a messenger RNA of Xyrichtys novacula (pearly razorfish), 2860 nucleotides long. The record is from the annotation of a GenBank genome assembly. Lineage: Eukaryota; Metazoa; Chordata; Actinopteri; Labriformes; Labridae.